Molecule: messenger RNA, 878 nt
Organism: Coffea arabica (coffee)
Lineage: Eukaryota; Viridiplantae; Streptophyta; Magnoliopsida; Gentianales; Rubiaceae
Source: RefSeq, a predicted model, not a curated record
CUUCUUCUCGUUUUUGCUUUAUCUUUACAUUUUUGCUUCUUUUUCUGACUAUCGUGAAUUGCAUGCACUUGGAUAUAUUUAUGUAUUCUUGUGUUAGCUGGGAAUUUUGUUCAUUUGGGGUUUGAUUUUUGUUUUCUUUUCUGGAAUUUAUACUUGCUUUCUGGGUCCAUGUGUUUAUAGUUAUAUACAACUUUUUCUCAGUUCCAUUUUCCCUUUUUUUUAGAAAUCUUUAUUUUUGAUUGAUAAAUGUUUUGUAACCGAUGAAAGUUGUAAUUCUUUGGUGAAUUCGAUAGUUGUUUUAAGUUUUCUGUGUUUCUUGAUAACAUGCCGAUAAUUGAUAAGCAACAAAUUGAAGUCUUCAUGCAGAGAAGUGGAACAAGAAAGGAAAAAGGAACAAAGGGUUUAUCUACCUACCAAUUGAAUGUGUUCCUGUUGUUACUGGAGUUGUGCCCUUCAAUUGAAAUUGAUGAGAAGACUAUUGACUGCAUUUUGGCAUGAAAUUCUUUGUGGAAAAUGAUACGUUAGUUCAGUACAAGACCUGCAAAACCAUGCAGCCAAAGCCUAAAAGGUCGGACAGAAUAGAUGUGAAUCUAUAUGAUGUUCCACAUUCUACUGUAUGUUCUGAUCCAUGGUGGAGUACCAUGGGCUAUAACUCCAUUUCAACUACUAUGAUGCGGGGAAGUGUAUCAGAGUCAUCGUCCCUGGAGCAAUCCAUGGAUGGUCAGUCACAGUCUGAUAGUAGAAUAAAUGAGGAAGAUGAAGACAGUGCCAAGCAAUCACAGAGUGUGGUAAAUCAACAUCCAGAUGGAAAUUAUGCACAAGAGAUAAUAACUUCCAGAGAAUCGCGUCACAGCCAUCCUCCAUCCAAAAAGCAAUGA